CGAAAGCUGACCGCUGGGACGGCUGCUUUUUGCACUGGAACUGUGUUGUGCCACGUGACAUACAUAAUUGUCCGUUCUCCCCGCCCAUAUCCCGGUUUCCACGUCUUAAAGAGGGGGUAGAACCAGCGUGCGUGCAGCCGCAAUCGAUGGCCGGGCGGGAUGUACGAGCGUCGCAGGCAAGAUGGUACUGUCAGAACUUAACUGGGACCACCACGUACCGCUCCCGAAGCUAACCCACUCCCAGGCCAGGGUCCUCGUUUGUUUAGCGGCUCUCCUCUGUUUCAUGAAUAGCUAUGAUGGAGAGUUCGUGUUUGAUGAUUCUGAAGCUAUUAUCAACAACAAGGAUUUAAAACCAGAUACGCCGCUGAGUAACAUUUGGAGAAAUGACUUCUGGGGAAGUAACCUGAGCAGCAACACCAGCCACAAGUCUUACCGGCCUCUCACGGUGCUGACGUUCAGACUGAACUACCUCCUGGCUGGUGGACUGCAUCCAGUGGGCUUCCAUGUGAUCAACAUCGGCCUGCACGGUGCCAUCUCCGUGUUGAUGAUCGACGUGUUCGCGAUACUGAUUGGCGGUUUGGCCUACGACGGAAAGGGGAAGAGGCUCAACCAGGCGCCCAAGGCAUCGUCCUUGGCUGCUCUCCUCUUUGCCGUGCAUCCGAUUCACACAGAGAGCGUGGCUGGCAUCGUCGGCCGAGCAGACCUGUUGUGCGCCCUCUUCUUCCAGUUAUCCUUUCUCACGUACUGCAGGGCUUUCCAGCAGGGGAACUCUAAAGAUGACAGGUUCUCGACGGCGUGGAUUGUAAUCAGCCUUGUAUUGUGUGCCGUGGCCAUGCUCUGCAAGGAACAGGGGAUCACAGUUUUGGGAGUGAACGCUGCCUUCGACAUCCUCAUGGUCUGCAACGUGAAUGUGCACGAGCUCGCCCAGCGGGUCCUGUUCCGGCAGAAGGUGGCGGAUCUCAGUGAGCUGUUCAGAAGGGGAUUCCUGACACGAAUGGCCCUUCUGAGUUUCGGAGGCGCGCUUCUUGUAUAUGCAAGGUGGAGGAUCAUGGGAACUGGCCCCCCUGCCUUCACUGAGGUGGAUAACCCAGCAUCCUUUGCAGAAAAUGUAUUUCUCAGAGCUGUGAACUACAAUUACUACUACUCCCUGAAUGCAUGGCUGCUUCUGUGUCCCUGGUGGCUGUGUUUUGAUUGGUCGAUGGGCUGCGUACCUCUUAUUAAGUCAGCCUGUGAUUGGAGGGUAGUCCCAGUGCUGCUGCUGUGGGGCGGCCUCUUCGGCUUGACUAGUCAAGCUUUGCUCUCGCAGGACAGUCAUAAGAGAAGGACUCUCACCUUCGGGCUGGUGCUCCUGGUGAUCCCCUUCCUGCCGGCGAGUAACCUGUUCUUCCGCGUGGGCUUCGUGAUCGCCGAGCGCGUGCUGUACAUGUCCACCGCCGGCUACUGUCUGAUCCUCACCUACGCGCUGGGCUGCUCCUGCUGCCUCUGGAGGAGACACAAGAAGCUCGUCCACGCCGCGCUGCUGGGGCUGCUGGGUAUGAACGUGGCUCGCUGCGCCCUGCGCAGUCAGCAGUGGCGGUCUGAAGAGGCCCUGUUCACCAGCGCCCUGUCUGUGUGCCCCCUAAAUGCCAAGGUUCAUUACAAUGUUGGCAAGAACUUGGCAGACAGAGGCGAUCAGAGUGCUGCAAUCAAAUACUACAGAGAGGCUGUGCGGUUAAAUCCGAAAUACGUCCACGCCAUGAACAACCUGGGGAACAUACUAAAGGAGAGGAACGAGUUAGUGGAAGCUGAGGAGCUGCUUUCCGAAGCUGUUCGCAUCCAGCCUGAUUUCGCCGCAGCCUGGAUGAACCUCGGCAUCGUGCAGAACAGCUUGCAGAAGUUCGGAGACGCCGAACAGAGCUACUGGAAUGCGAUCAGGUUCCGGAGGAAGUAUCCCGAUUGCUACUACAACCUCGGACGCCUAUAUGCAGACCUGAACAGGCACCUGGAUGCUCUGAACGCAUGGAAGAACGCCACCAUGCUGAAGCCUGACCACAGCCUGGCCUGGAACAACAUGGUCAUACUCCUGGACAACACAGGCAACCUGGCGCAGGCAGAGGUGAUUGGAAAAGAGGCCUUGAGACUGCUUCCCAAUGACCACACCAUCAUGUUCUCCCUGGCCAAUGUCCUGGGGAAACUGCAGAAGUACAAGGAAUCUGAAGGGUUCUUCCUUAGCGCACUGAAUAUCAACCCCAAUUCUGCCAGUUGCCAUGGAAAUCUAGCUGUUCUCUAUCAUCGCUGGGGGAGACUGGACAUGGCCAAGAAGCACUACGAGAUGUCUUUAAAACUAGAUUCCAAUGCACCGGGGACGAAGGAAAACUACAACAUGCUCCUGCGCAAACUAGAGCAGCAGCAACAGCGGAAGACGACUGUCUGAAUGUUCAGCUAGGCUACUGCACGUAGGCUACAUCGCAGUUGUGUGCUCUUCAUCUUUGUAUUGUACUUCACAUUCUUGAAUAAAAAUUAAAGAGAAAAAG
Molecule: messenger RNA, 2513 nt
Organism: Anguilla rostrata (American eel)
Lineage: Eukaryota; Metazoa; Chordata; Actinopteri; Anguilliformes; Anguillidae
Gene: tmtc4
Product: transmembrane O-mannosyltransferase targeting cadherins 4
Exons: 18
Coding region: 182-2413 (743 amino acids)
Biological process (GO): protein O-linked glycosylation via mannose; endoplasmic reticulum unfolded protein response
Cellular component (GO): endoplasmic reticulum
Molecular function (GO): mannosyltransferase activity; protein binding
Source: RefSeq, a predicted model, not a curated record